UCAAAACAGUGAAAACACACCCACUUGAAUAUUCUACAGCAAAGCAGUGCACUCCAGAAAUACAUCUUAGGUCGGCUCUUCAAACCAUUUUGGAUUUAUUUGAUCAGCAUUUAGGAAACUUUGAGGUUAGCUACUACUGUAGUUGUUAUUACAGCACAGGGUCAUGGAGACCUGGGUCCUGUUGGUCUUCAGAUUGUUGCUUUUUGUGCAGACUGCACACAGCAAGCAGUCCUGCCAUCCAGUGACCGUGGACUUUUGUCAAGAUGUUGGUUACAACACGACCAUCAAUCCAACCCGCCAAACCAGGGACUACGACCUGAGGCUGCUUCGUCAGAUCGUGAAGACUGGCUGCUCACCAGAGGUCACAGUUUUCCUAUGUGGCGUUGUCUCACCUGAGUGUGUGUUGGAUGACAAGAUUCCACCCUGCAGUUGGCUCUGUGAGAGGGUGAAGAAUGAAUGUGAGCCUGUUCUAAGAGAGAAGGGUCUAAACUGGCCAGAGAAGAUCAGAUGUGAGGCUUACCCCAAACAAUCCUGUGCCAACGGCCAAGAGAGUAUCCCUGCACCAAGCCCUGCAGGAACCUGUGAGCCAAUCAUCAUCCCUCUCUGCAAGGACCUGCCCUACAAGGACACUGUAAUGCCCAACCUAUUAAACCACUCCACACAGGAGGUCGCUGGUUUAGAAUUGUAUCAGUUUUACCCUCUGGUAAAGGUGCAGUGUUCUCCUCACCUUCAGGCUUUCCUGUGCUCCGUCUACACUCCAGAGUGUGUUUCAGGGAAAGCCCGCCCACCCUACAGAGCUCUGUGUGAGCUAGCCAGAAAGGACUGUGAGGUGCUAAUGAACAAGUUUGGUUUUCAGUGGCCCAGUCAGUUGGAGUGUGACACCUUCACAACGGAAUCUUGUGAACAUUGUGGGGUGACCAGUGCUCCGUCCCCUGAGGGCCCCUGCCAGCCAAUCACCAUGCCACUGUGCCAGGGCAUCUCCUACAACCUGACGGCCAUGCCAAAUCUGCUGGGGCACAAAAAACAGGCGGAGGCGGCCGUUAAGAUGGCUCAAAUGGAGUAUGUUUUGAAAUUGACUUGUUCUGUGGAUAUCCGCUUCUUUCUGUGUUCUGUCUACGCUCCCCAGUGUGUGGAAGGGGAGGUGCAGCGCCCUUGCAGAUCCCUUUGUGAGAGAGCCAAACUGGGGUGUGACAGUGUGUUGAAUAAGUUUGGGAUGUCCUGGCCUGAUGAUCUGAGCUGUGGAUCCUUUCCAGAGGAGUCAUGCGUGAGAGGGGACAGUAAUCCCGAGCAACUCACGGCUGAGGAACUCCUGGUCAAGCUGAAAGAACUUGGUCACUCUGUUCGGGACCAAUCACUAAGUCUUCAAACUGCCCACAUAUUGUUGGUUCUAGAAGAUAAAGACAAAUCAGGCAAACUGGAUGUGAAAGAAUUCCACAACCUAAAGCACUAUGUAUCUGUUACCAAGAGAGAGUACUCAGAGUCCUAUGAGUGGCAGAACCCAGGGUUCGUCACAGAAUACCAGAUGAAGAAUGCCCUUGAUGUCCGUGAUCUUAGUUUGGACGAUGAAACGUUCAAAACACUAUGGCACCGGUACAGCUCUGGUGGAGGGAUCAGAUACGAUGACUUUAUGGCCAUUCUCACAAGGCUCAAGAUCCUGAAGGCUCGCUUUAAAUCCCGACUCAUUUCACCCUGUGAUGCUGCAACAGACUGUGAGGUAGCCAGUUUCUCCUUCAGUCAGUUAAUCCAAGUUACCAUUAUGUAGGCCAGCGGCAGCUGUCCAGUCACCAACAGGAGUUAAAUUGACCUGGAAUGCAAAGCAAUCUACUGCCUUUUAGUACAUGUCUGUCAAAAAUGAUUGUCAUAGUGCUGUAUAAAUUGUGACUGAUGUCCACCUGAAUAUGAUGGCUGUUUCCUCCUGGUCUGUUUGAAUCUCUUUCUGUACAUUUUCUUGCUACAUUGUUUAUAACACAUUUACACACAUUUUUUGGGACUCAGUAUUCGAUCGUGCUUGUCAGUUAUACAACAAGACUAGAGACUUUCUUCUCCAUAUCGUCAUUUUUUCUUAAACCUUUAUCUCAUGUUUCUUUUUCUUUCUUUUGUCUGUAUACUGUCAUUCAGCUUUCAGCUGCAGAGUUGUACAAGACAGCCGAACUAAUAAAAUAUAUGCCCUGGCGGAUAUUCAU
Messenger RNA from Oncorhynchus masou masou (cherry salmon), 2183 nucleotides. RefSeq lists its product as uncharacterized. Bases 164 to 1762 code for a protein of 532 amino acids. Gene Ontology annotation, cellular component: plasma membrane. The transcript has 10 exons. Gene Ontology annotation, molecular function: Wnt-protein binding; Wnt receptor activity. NCBI's taxonomy places the organism in Eukaryota, Metazoa, Chordata, Actinopteri, Salmoniformes, Salmonidae. Gene Ontology annotation, biological process: canonical Wnt signaling pathway; non-canonical Wnt signaling pathway. The record is from RefSeq and is a predicted model, not a curated record.